This is a messenger RNA of Nelumbo nucifera (sacred lotus), 6112 nucleotides long. RefSeq lists its product as uncharacterized. NCBI's taxonomy places the organism in Eukaryota, Viridiplantae, Streptophyta, Magnoliopsida, Proteales, Nelumbonaceae. The record is from RefSeq and is a predicted model, not a curated record.
ACGCGUCGGGAAAAGAAGUCAAAAAAAGACAAAAACCGCGUGGAAUAAAUCGCUUAGAACCGCGGAAACCCUAAGCAACAGGAACGAACAUCAGAGUUCAGACCCCAAGAAAACUGCAUGCUCUCCCGAUUCUCUUCCGCUGCAAGUAAAAUUACUCAUCUCCUUCUCCUUUGAACAAUUCUAUCUCUUACCCCUCAGAAUCCUCUGCUUGAAGAUAGCCUUGAUUGUUACGGAGGCUGCAUCUUCCAAUCUAGGUCGCAAAAGUCCUUUUUUUUCCUGAAGCGAGUAAUGGUUGGCUCUAGGUCAUUCAGAACCUAUCAUUUCUAUCCUCCAGUGAUGAUUAGGAAUCUCUUUGAGGGUGCUAGAAACUGCAUGGAUUUGUAUAACCAACUGUUUCUUUUGUUAUAAAUCAAAUCGAAUCGACUUUUGGUAGAAACUUCAGAGAGCAAAUCUUUUCACGGAGAUUAAUCUGGAGUCUUAUCUGGGACUUGAAUUUCAACUUUUACGUUAGGAUACAAUUACUCUAAGAACUAGAGCAUCUUGAAGACAUGCCAGUUUCUGGACACGAAGAGCGUGGGGUUAAACUCCUUGCCCAGAAUUCUAGUGAUUCUGCUGCAGUUGUGCCUAUCAAGAAAAGGAGGUUUCUAUUGGUUCCACCAUCAUCACCUUCAUCUCAGGCACUGUCCUCACAGUCAGUUGAACCUAAUCUACCAGAGAAGGAACAAUCUGACUCAACACUAGUUUUUUCUUCUUCAAAUGCCAGUGAUACGGUGCUUUCUACAAUUUCUUCUAACUCAAAUCCUGAGAAAUCUUCUCCAAAUGUGUUCAAUGCGAAAGAAGUUUGUGGGAUUUCUCAUACCAAUACAAUCUCUUCCCUGAAGACGGAAGGAAAUUCUUCUGAGAGAAAUGUUAACUUGGUCCCAAGCAAUGCUUACACCCCUGGGUUGAGUAUUCCAGAACAGAAUCUCCUUUUAUCCUCUGGUUCUAGGUCUGCAGUUGAGAGUAAAGAUGGAAGUAUGGUAGCUGAAAAUUCUUUAUUCCAGGAGAAUACAAAACUGCAGUUAGUAGAAAAUGAAGGUUUUGCACCACAAAUAAGGGAACACAUAAAUGACAAGGGAGAGUAUGGUGUAGAGAAUAAAGUUAAGUUUCUAAUAGUUCCAGGAAAUAUAGAGUUGUCUUUAGUGCCAAAGAAACAUUCUGUUUCAGCCUUGGCAUGCCAAACCAGUCGAGGGAGUUGUGAGAAGCAGGGGAGGUUGGAUUCCUGUUUUUUGAAUUUAGCUUUGAGCAAAGGGAAAAGUUCUUUUCAGAGUGAAAGCAAUGAUACUGAAUUAAAGAUUGGUUGCACUCCUGUACUUGCAAAUAGGUCACACUGGGAUUUGAAUACUAUGAUGGAUACAUGGGAGGUUUCUACAAGCAGUGAGGUCAUUGGUGAUAUUGAUGCGUCUCAUGCAACCAGUUUGCAUGAUGUAAGCACUGUCUUAAAAGAGAUGAUUAAUAGUGAAGGGAGCACCAAUCCUACUUUUCAGAAAUAUGACCUUGAUGUAAAUGAGAACAAAUCCAAGUUGUCCAGCAGGACUAUCUCUUUUCGUCAACAACAUGAAAUCCAAAAUCUUCGUCUGCAUCUUAGCACAUCUGGUCCAGAGUCAAGCUUAUGUCAAGAACACCCAUAUACCUCAGCAAAGGUUGACUUUAAAGAAGCAGGACCUAGUCUGAUUUCAUCUGGAACUCUAGUUUCACCUGCCAGUGGUUCAAACAUGAUUAGUUGCAGGAGCGUUAAGUCUGAACCAUUUGAUGACAGUAAUAAACGGGAAUUGAGGGCUGUGGAAGGCAGUUCUUCAAAACUUUAUUAUGGAAUUGUAAAGCCUGAACCAGUUGAAGGGUACAACCAGGGGCCUCUUAAAUCAUUGAGUAUCAGCAAUAUGCAAUUGAUAGGCCAGAGAUUUGUAAAAUCAGAACCAGUUCAUGAGGGUCAUCAUGAUAACCUCAAUGCAGUGGAAGGGUCAUCUAGCCAGUUAGAGAUUCCAACUGAUACUUCUGGAAUGCCUAUGAGUGGCCAUUUAGAGAAUUCUGCUUGUACAUUGGUCACACCUACUUGUACAGAAAAGUUGCCAAUUACUGGGGAGGUUUCAAAUAAUUCAGAAGUUCCCACUUGCACCAAAGGGAUGCCCUAUAAUGUGGAUGUAACCCAAAAAACUUGUGAUAAUUAUAAGAGAAUGCCUUCACAUACAGUUCCGAAUUCUGUGGUUCCUGAUGGUAAUGAGUCUAAGGUUGCCAAUGUUAUGUUAGAUGCUCCAAAUAAAGAAGUGGAUUUAAAUAAUGCAGAUACUGUGUCAUCUACGCUAAAACCAUUGGAUGAGCAUUGUGUAGUUUCACACAGGAAUAACGAGAUAGCUGAAAGUGAUGAGGAAAGGAUUAAUAUACCUGCUGAUAUGGAAGAAGAAGAGUCUUAUGAUAUUGAUUAUGAGUCAGAUGGUAAUCAUGCUGCAGGUUGUGUAAUGGACGAAGAUAAACAACAUAGUGGUGAGGAUGAUGAUUAUGAGGAUGGAGAGGUCCGAGAACCAUUGCUACUUAAUGCUGUUGAAGAUAAUGCAUGUGAGGAAAAGGAAGCAGAUCAUGUUGAAUAUGGGAAAUCUGAUAAUAGGGAUGCCAAUGUUUCUGGAUAUCUGGAUGAUCGGGGUGUAAAUACUUCCUCAAAUGUCAAAGAGGGAGAUGUUAAAGUGGAAGAUCUUAGUGAAUCAAAGAAUGCUCAUUGUAGCAGACCAUGUGACAAUAAUCUGGUUAAUGAAAAGAGUGAUCAAGACAUUCAUCAAAGUGCAUUGUUGCAAAAACCAUUGACAGUUUUAGUGCCAUCCACUGAAUUGAGUAAAAAGAGGCAUGUCAAGAUUGUUCGUAGGAAACCACCAGACCACUCAAGAGGUGGAGGUGGUCCACGGAGCCAAGAGAUCAAAAUAACAUCUAAUCAAGGACUUAGUUCUGGCCAAGAGACUUCAGCUGGAGUUGCUCAGGUUGACAUGGAUGUUCAACAUGAGAAUGCCAAAGUAACAGGCACUGCAGAAAUGAGCAAUAUUAUUUUUCCAAAAGUGGAAUCUUCUGGGCUUGGUGAUGAUGCAGUUAAAGAUGUUGAUAAUAGAGGUACUCGUGGCAGGAUUAUAACUUUAGUUGGAGGUUCAAGUGGCUCAUCAUCCAGUAAAACAAGGUCUAUUCCUGGCAGAGUGUCACCAUCGCAAAUUGAAAGGGAACAGCAUACUGAUGUGGUGCUCCUGGGUGAUAAAUUACAUCCCUGGGGUUGUAGAGAUGCAAGCUGCAUGGAUAGACCUCGCAAAUUUGAACAAGUUAGGAAUCAAGAUCAACCUGUUAGGUAUCCUGGAUCUGGUUUUAUGCAUGGCAGGGGAAGGGUUGAUAGCCAGGUAGACAAUCUACGUGGUGACUGGGAUUCUGGUCGUGAAUUUGUUGCUGAACGCUAUAAUUGUUCAUCUGGAUUUCGAUACACUAGGCCAAAAAAUGCAGCAACAACUGCUGCUGCUAAGCUUGAAAACAGUGGUUAUAUUGUUGCACCAGAUGGUACUAUCUUAGGUGGUGGUAGAGGAGGGAGAAAAUCCUUAAACAAUGAGUUGCCAAACUUUCGGCAUCCCCUCUCUAGGAGACGGUCUCCUAGAGGGAGAGAAGGACAUGUUUCCCAUGGUGUGCAAAUGGUACGUAGACCUCCUAGAGACAUUAGCCCUGAUAGAUGCAUCCGUGGAAGUGGUUCUGAAUUUGUUGGAUUGAGGCACAGAGAAAAACUUGUUAGGGGUUUGCCAGAUGAUGUGAUGGAUCCUAUUUUUUCACGUUCCCAAUCUCAGUAUGAGCGAGGAGAUUCCUUUGUCCGUGGAGAGAGGGGCUUUUCACCCCUUCAGAGGGGGCCUCUGCACAUACCUCAAAUUCAUUCAAAAUCUCCACCAAGGUCCAGAUCACACUCUCCUGACCCUUGGUCAUCUCCUAGAGGAAGAUCUGAUGGUUUUAAUGGGCAUCCUUCUCUAUCUCAUUGGAGAUCACCAAUUUACAGAACUGAUCGGGUCCAGUCUUAUCGGCGCCCUUUUUUUUCAGAAGAUAUGGUGGGAAGAAGACCUUGUUCCCCUCCAUUCAUUCCCCCAAUCUCUAAUGACCUUAGAGAAAUGGGUUCAGCUACGGAGCAUGAUCAUCCAAGAUCAUUCAAACUGAGGAGCCCAUCUGGCAGGAUAAUGCCACAGGGCAUGAGGAGGUUUGAUAUGUUUGAGCCCUGUGAAAGGACUGAGAAUGAUGAUUACUUUGGUGGGCCAAUGCAUUCUGAAAGGUUUAAUGAUAUUGGAGGUGAUGGAUGUAUGGAUGAGAGAAGGAAGUGUAGUGAGAGACGUGGACCUGUUCGUUCUUUUCGACCUUUGUACGAUGAUGCUGAUAUUGAUAACUUCCGUUACGAUGUGGAAGAUACUCCUCGGCCUUUUAGGUUUUGUCCAGAAACAGAGUCUGAGUUCCAUGGAAGAGGCAACUUAAGGGAAAGGGAAUUUGAUAGGCGUAUAAAAAGUACAGUGGGGAAUACACCUAGUACAAGAUGUGUCGAAGAACAGGAAGAUAAUUAUGGUCAUUGUGACCGGAGGUGGAGUGAUACUUGUUUCAAUGAUGUUGAAAUGAAGAGGAGAAGAUAUUGAUAUUUUUGUUCUCGAUUGCCUUGCAUAGUGAUGCUGUAUGGGGAAAUAAAGCAACUUCUUGGCUAGAACAAGCAGCCAGGUUUCUGACUUUAUAAGAGCCCGAAUCAAUGUUAUCUUCUUAGCUAUUAAAACUAAAAAGAUGUUCUGGCUGGUCGUACUUGGCUAUUCUAACUUUAAAGAAGUUGUGGGCGAUCCUAAUUGCAUUUUUGCUGCCCAUCUCUGAAUAAUACAUGCCACUGGUUCUGCUAUUGAUCUGUACAGUAAACUUUGCUUUCUAUAGUGUCUGGAUUACCUUUUUAAAGGGGACAUACAUUGUCAGUUGCUUCGGUAUCUAGUUGUGUGGUUUUCAGUAUAACAUCAAGCGCUUUUACUGUCAGUUGCGGCCUCUGGAUAUGUCAGACUCAUUCGUCUGCCUGUAUUUAACAAUCAUGUAAGUUCUGGGAUAUUGUCCCCUAAGAAUCUUUUGUCUUUACAUGGAGUUUAUACUUUGUUUGGAGAAGGUGUUGUGGAGAGCAUAGUUGCUAGUUUCUUGAAUAUGGUAUGGCGCCAGGAAUCUCCACAUAACUUGUUAUAACCUAAAUGUUAUUUGUUUAUCAUCAACCAUCUGUCAGAUAAUAUCCAUAAGAUCUUCAUUAUGUGCCUGAAUGUUUGUUAUGUGGACUGGUUGAUUUCCUUGCAGCAAUGCAGCCUUGUUCUAUUAGACCCUUUGUUUAUAUGGCCAACAGUAAUUAACUGAUUGGAUUCUGUUUUGCUGCAUACUCUUUAAUGGUUUCAAUAAAUAAUACUACAAGCAGGUCCCGAUCUGGUUUUCUUGCUGACAUGGUAUCUCACCAAGUUCUUGCUUCUUGUAUUGUGGUUGGAGUUUUGGAGUUACUGGUCUUGCCUGGUUGAAUGAGAGAUGUCUGUAGUAUCAUAACUUUGCAGAUAGGGGACUUACAAAUUCUGUUUAUCGAGGCUGAAUAUUUAGAGGUAGGGCAGGAGUUUACAUGGAUGGGCCUGUUUGCUUUCUCGUUCUAAAAGGCUGUGAAGGAUGAAAUGGAUAGAAUCCUGUUUAUGGGUGGAUGUAACGUUCUGCAGUUGUGAUUUUGAUGAUGCAGGUCAUAAGGGGUGUUAUUUUUUUUAUCAGCAACACAAAAUUGAUUCAUUAGAUUAAAAAAGAGGUACAACAAAGAUUUGUUGUUAUUAGUUAGCUGGGUUGGGAGUUGGACUUCCUUCAACUAAUGUAGUUGGUGAUCCGAAAAUUGUACCUUGUCAUCUUACAAAUUGUCAGCAUUAGUGUGGUUCUGAUCAUGAAGAACUUCAAUUUUGGAGUGUUAACCAUAUCCAAAUGUGAAUGACAGCCUGAAGUAACUCCCCUGCGGGGGUUAGAUAUUUCAUAUUUGCAUGGAGUUGGAAUACAAUGCUAUCUGAUCUUCGGGGCAUAGAAAGCAAUAGAUGAAUUACAUUGAAUC